ACCCUUGAGUUCAUUAAUGGAAUGGCUGAAAUAUACCGCAGUGAACAUGAACAUUCUAUAGUAUUUAAAGAAAAAAUUCGUAAAUUAUUUGGUGAAGAAUUAAGAAUGAUUAGCCUGGAAGAUGAUUCUAAAAAUGAUAGUGUAUUGGAAUCUAAUGUCUUUUCGAAAAGUGUUUUACGCUUUCUUGUUAAAAUGAAAAAUAAAAUUGGCACUGGAAAACUUGUUAAUCACAAGCUUCUUUGGAGAGCCAUAACAAAAGAUGGGCAGAAAAUUAUUGCUAACAAAGAGAUGGUGGACGGUUUCUAUAUGGUAGUGAUGGAUUAUGUUAAGGCAGAACCACUUUAUAACUGUAGCUCACUUAGUUGUAAUAAAUAUAAGGCAAUUUUAAGGGAUAUCAAAGAAGCUAUUGACAAAUUGCAUGAGAAAAGUAUAGUUUUUGCUGACCUCUGUGAUUCCAACAUUCUAGUUGACAAAUCUCAAGGCCAAUAUAAAAGAAUGCUUAUAGAUUUUGAUUGGGCUAGUAAAGAUGAAAUUGAGUGCUCACCAUCUUUUAUGAAUCAUAAACAUAUUACUGAAGAAAAGACUAAAGACUUAUCCGAAACUGUUUCAUUACAAGAAUUAAAUUCAAAGCUUAUUGUCAUAAUUGCAAAACUUAGAAGGGAGAAUUCUGAAAUCAAGACUGAGAACAUCGAACUUAAAGCUGAGAAUAGUAUGGUGUGCAAUCAAAUCGUUACUAAUAUUUCGCAAGAUGUAGAACCUGAAAUCUCUGAUUCAUAUCCUGUAAAUUCUAAUAAUGUUCCUGAAGAUAUAAAUUUACUAUGUGAUGAUAUUAAUAUAACUAAUAAUGCUUCAAAUUCUGAUAAGCAUCAAGAAGAAACUUUAUCUCGAGUCUCCAAUUUAUUUUCGACUGUAUUAGCCAUAUGUGUAAAGCCUAAAUCAUUAGAAGAUAAAAAAAUAGAUAAUUUUCUGAUUGAAAAACAUAAUGAACAGAUUCGUAAUAAAAUAAGAGAAAAAAAGCUUCAAUAUAGGCUACCUAUUGAAAGUUCUCCAAAAGAGGACAUUUACAUAUCUAAUAUUAAAUCUAGUAUUCCUCUCAAGCAGAAAAAGAAGCAAGGUUUAAUACAAGAGAUUUCAACAUUUAUUAAAGAUCAGAAUAAUAUAACUAGAAUUUCACAGAACAAUGUUCGUCAAAAUCAUAUAACUGAAGAACCAGAAACUGUAAAUAUAUUCAAUAAGUAUAAUGAAAAUGAUGGUGAAUUCUCUGAUGAUAACGACGAUAAAUUUUCUGAUAAUAAUAAUAAUGGAGAUUAUUGCAGUUUUUCUAACAAAGAUAAACCUG
This is a messenger RNA of Racocetra persica, 1339 nucleotides long. Lineage: Eukaryota; Fungi; Glomeromycota; Glomeromycetes; Diversisporales; Gigasporaceae. The record is from the annotation of a GenBank genome assembly.